Molecule: messenger RNA, 912 nt
Organism: Cladocopium goreaui
Lineage: Eukaryota; Dinophyceae; Suessiales; Symbiodiniaceae
Source: the annotation of a GenBank genome assembly
AUGACGCCGCCGCAGGAAGACCACUACCAAGUUCUUGGCGUUGACUGCAAUGCCUCCGACAGCGACCUGACCAAAGCCUACAAGAAGCUGGCGCUGAAGUAUCACCCAGACAAGUCAGACCAGCAGGACAAUUCCUCUGGUGAAACCUUCAAGAGAAUCACUGAGGCUUACAAUGUCCUGCACGAUCCGGAACAGCGGAAGUGCUACGAUGACCAGAGGGAUGCGAGGGCUUUCCAUCAAGGCUCUAAAGGCUUUGAACUCCACGAGUUCUGCGACCUUAUGACCCGACAGCCUCGAAAGGAAAGUCAUGCCUUCAGGCACUGUACCACCAAAUGGAGCUGUGAGGACCUGAAUCUAGAGAAGAUCUAUCGUGCUGUCAACUCUGGUGACGGACAGCCCAAACGGCACAAGCCCGGCCCAUUACGCACCAAGCACUGCACUGUCCCGGAUAAUACGGCAGUGGUGCUUCACAGUUUUCAGAAGUCCUUACACCACAACGGCUGUGAAGCCAGAGUCCGUGGCUUCGAUGAGAGAACAGGCCGGUACAACUUGGUGAUGGAGGGCUGUUGUUCUUUUGCGGUGAAGCCGGAGAACAUGGCCCAGAAAUGUUCUGCGAGAAUUCACGGACUGAGCCUCCAUCCCCAGCUGAAUGGCAAAGAGGUCCAGAUUAUGGGUUUUGAAGCAGGACGCUACCUGGUCAUGCUGCCUAACAGCGAUGCAGUUCUCACGCUGAAACCUGGCAAUGCGAUCUUGAGAGCUGGCACCUGCGUGCGGCUGCAGGGGCUGAGUCCUCUCGACUUGAAUGGCAAGAUGGCCCUGAUCUGUGAAGUUGACUUGGAUGCUGGCAGGUAUUCCGUGGAGUGUGCUGAUGGCCGUCAGAUUCGUGUACGAUGCGAAAAUGCGUUGUGCUAG